This is a messenger RNA of Quercus lobata, 1697 nucleotides long. RefSeq names its product Pentatricopeptide repeat (PPR) superfamily protein. Lineage: Eukaryota; Viridiplantae; Streptophyta; Magnoliopsida; Fagales; Fagaceae. Gene Ontology annotation, cellular component: mitochondrion. The record is from RefSeq and is a predicted model, not a curated record. The coding region runs from base 84 to 1418 and encodes 444 amino acids. The transcript is spliced from 13 exons. Gene Ontology annotation, molecular function: protein binding.
AAAAAUUUCACUAUCCCAUAGCCAAAGGGUUUUACUUGUACUUGUACUUGUACAGUGUGAAACAGAAACAGAGACGAAUAGCAAUGAAGCUCCUCUUCCAAUCUUUCACCGGCCACCAUAGAUCAGUAGCUCGAGUACUGGGUCGCCGGUACUUUGCAGCUUCAACAGAAGAAUAUGCAAAGCGAAACUACGCCAACAAUGUCUCUGAGUACAACUCUGUUGUGGGCUCACUCACUGCCCAAAGAAGGCAUUUCUUGUUGAGGGAUGUGUAUGAUGAUAUGAUGUUGGAUGGGGUGCAGCCCACAAGGGAUGUGUUCCACUCCCUCAUUGUUGGGACCAUGAAAGGCGUCCGCUUGCAAGACGGUUUUUACUUCAAGGAUCAAAUGAAAACCACCGGUUUGCUUCCUGAUGUUAAUUUAUACAACAUUUUAAUCUCGUUAUGCGGGAAAUGCAAAAACUCUGACCAGGCGGUCCAGAUUUUGGAAGAAAUGAAGAAAUCUGAAGUAAAGCCCAAUGCCCAAACUUUUGUCUGUCUACUUAAUGCAUGUGCUGCAGCAGGCCGGUUAGAUCGAGUGUAUGCAAUUGUUCGUGAUAUGACUGCUGCUGGUGUUGGGUUGAACAAAUUCUGCUAUGCAGGACUUAUAACUGCACACAAGAACAAGACACCUGUAGCAGAUGAUUUUGCCACCAAAGUCAUUGAGUUUGUUGAGCGGUCUAAGGACUCUUUGGCAGUUGAUUCAACUGGCACUACUGCUGAAAAUGUGAUGAUGGGUGUUUCAGAAGAAGAAAUGUAUAAUAUACCCACUGCCGAAUAUGUUUAUAGGCGUGGAGGUUUUGUAAACAGGCAGCUGAUGAUUUAUCAUGUUGCUCUUCAUGCUUGUGCAGAUCUCAAGAAUGUAGAGGUGAUGGAAACUUUGUUGGAGAUGCUAAAGAAUAAUGGAAACACUCCUGAUGUCUUUACUGUGAUGCAAGUUAUGAGGUGCUAUCUACAUUCUGGGGACAUCGAUCGUGGCCUUAAAACUUUUGAAGACUACAUGAGUUCAGGGAAGCCGCCUAUAGUGGAACUAUAUGUGACACUUGUAGAGGGAGCCAUGGUUGGGCAUACUCCCAAGGGAAUGCAACUUGCUCAAGACACGCUGGUAAACAUGAAUUCCAGGGACUUCUUCUUGAGCCCAAAAAUGGGGAGUGAUCUCCUCCUUUUAGCUUCUGGUGAAAAAACUGGUGGAUAUACUACUGCUAACUAUAUAUGGGAUCUGAUGCAAGCUCGCAACUUUAUUCCUUCACCUCCUGCUGUGGAAGCAUAUUACAAGGGCUUAAAAGAACGUGAAAUACCUGAAGAUGAUCCACGACUGUUGCUGGUUUCUAAGACUUACGACAACCUUCGCCAAAGAUCUGGACCAGGACCUCGACGACCUUAGUUGGAUGAUAACAAAAGAUUCCUUGGAGAGUCUUUGGCAUGGAUUUUUUGGUUAUAUUAUUUAUGUUUUGAUGCAAGAGAUACAACUACAAGGAUUUGUGCAGGCCUAAUCCUCUGUUGUAUCAAAGAUCAUGUAGAAUUUAUAAUGGUCUCUGUAUUGUUCUUAGCUUCAUACACAGUUUUAAUCAAGUUUUAGAAUGAGAAACAUGAGGAAUAAGGACAUUGUAGUAUUUUGAUAUUUCUUCAAGUAAAGCAUCAAUGUGUUGGCUGCUUCUUAGUU